Messenger RNA from Thrips palmi, 541 nucleotides. RefSeq lists its product as uncharacterized. The coding region runs from base 133 to 471 and encodes 112 amino acids. The transcript has 3 exons. Lineage: Eukaryota; Metazoa; Arthropoda; Insecta; Thysanoptera; Thripidae. The record is from RefSeq and is a predicted model, not a curated record.
CGUCCGCCAGGUCCGCCCUUUCGCGUUGGCGUGUUGGCGGCCCUGCACUGUUUUCACGCGCUGUCGCUGUGUAGUGUAGCGGUCGCUGCGACAGACACGUUCCUCUUUCAACCUCACACGGUGUGUUUCGAAAUGGCUUUGUCAAGGCUUCGUCGUCAUCAUCAGGGGUCUGCAAACCUCUCUGGACUCGGGCAUUUCCUGAUCGCCGCCAUGGAGAGCAUGCAGCGGACAGCGAUGCCGGAGGAAGUCGAAAUUCCGGCCGAGAGCGCCUCGACUGUCCACGCGAGCAUGAGCGAGCGCUCAUCUUUGCCAAGCGUCCCUCUCCCUCGAUAUGCCCUGGCGAUUGUGUUCCUGGCUUUGGCGGCUCUGGCCCUGGCGGCUCUGGCCCUUUCUUGUGGGACGGAGGACGCUAACCAAAGGAUACAGCUUGAAUGGUCAAUUGGAAUUGGACCAUGGGAAGGCUUCCAGUAACCCCUUACUUGUCGUGGGAGUGAAAAAUCUAAAUCUAAUUUUAAAUGUUCAUUAAAAAAAAUUGAGCUGA